Messenger RNA from Harpegnathos saltator (Jerdon's jumping ant), 1101 nucleotides. RefSeq lists its product as uncharacterized. The transcript has 4 exons. The record is from RefSeq and is a predicted model, not a curated record. NCBI's taxonomy places the organism in Eukaryota, Metazoa, Arthropoda, Insecta, Hymenoptera, Formicidae. The coding region runs from base 544 to 981 and encodes 145 amino acids.
UAAUCUGUGGUUAUAAGUCGUCGUUGUCGUCGGCAGGUCGUGCAAAAGAUUAUCCGAAAAGAUUCGCCGGUGACUGUGUUUACUCGACUUCUUCAUCCGGAUCUCAGAUUCAUUAAGCACAGACGUGAUUAUAUGAUUCGAUAAAUUUAUACGUCACUCAAAAUCGCACGAGAUAUGCGACAAAAAUAAAAUAAUCUGCACAAUACUUUCACAAUAUACGUACGUUCGCUCCGACGCAUAUUAUAACAAUUCUAUCGAUCGAUAUAAAACGCUAGAUGUCCCUCAAGUUCAACACAAGGGCAUAUAAGGUGAACAGCAUGUCGUAUCAGAAGAUUUUGAACAAACCAUAUCUCACAUGCGUACAGUAAGAAGAAGUAAGAAGAAGAGAGAGACAGAGGAUAGGAGGGAGAUAGGCGAAAUUUGUGGGCAAACAAGAAGAUUACCGAGAGAUAAGAUUACGCGGGCUUUUAACGCACCGUACGGCCGUGAUAAGCGUCAUCCAGUUUUGUGCCAGCAGAUCCGUUGAAUCGAUCUCUCUCCGAAAUGCCAGCCUACAGGUGGGUAAAUCGCGUCGGCACCCAGUCGCUGCCAGACACCGCGGUUCAAGGUGGCCGCGACACAGAUGGAAGUACAAUUUUCGUCGGCAGAGCUUUCCACGAGGGCGACAUGUUGCCGGCAAAAGUGAUUCCCGAAAAGGGUGUCGCUUACGUUUGUCACGGGGGCGAGGAACAUCCCAAGCACAGUUACGAAGUCCUCUGCCAAGGAGAAUUCGCAUGGCAAUUUGCCAGUAACGGUGAAGUACCAGCAGACGCGGUAGUCGGCGGUCAAACAUCAGACGGAGAACCUCUGUACAUUGGCCGUGUCCUCCAUAGCGGAUCUCAAACAAUCGGCAAGGUACAGCCGAGUCACGGAUGUCUAUACAUUCCCUACGACGGCGAGGAGCUAUCGUUCAAGGAUUACGAAGUGCUCGUCAUUCAUUAACUCGAUUAAAGCCGCCGCGGCUUUCAUAAUGUGAAUUUAAACACACGGUCGAAGUUAAUCGAUUCGGUAAUAAUCGCUGCAUCCGUUGGAGCGUGACGUACCGCAUGGAGAAUUAUCGCG